AUGUACGGGUGUCGUCGUCCUCGUUUCGCCGAACGCAAAGUCUGCCUCCCAGUCGGCCUGUGUCCUGUUGCCGUCUUGUGUUCGUUGAUCGUCUUGGCCCAUUCCUCCCUCCCUCUCUCCCUUUCUCGCACUAUUCUUUUUCGCUACGCAAGAGCUGAAGCAGAUGCUGAGAACCAUCAAGAGCGGAAAGGGGUCGGUGCCGCUAAGAACGACAAGUCCCAGGAAGGAAGUGCCGUGAAGGCCCUCGAGAAGGUCUUCAAGCAUGCAGAAGCCCUUCUUGUGGCGGCGACGAAGGCUGGCGAGACUGCGAAGGCCACACGGAAAGCGGCGCAACAGGCUAAGCAGGAGGCGAUGUACCUGUUUGCCAAGAACCCCAGCGCGGAGAGUGUGGAGGGGCGAAUCAAGAACUGGGGCGACAAGAUCAAGAAGCUUCAGCGGGUCAGUCUCUGGAUCACAGCGCCCCUGUCGCGAGCUCGAAACUCCGAAGGCGAGCAGAGUUACAGCACGGCGGUGAAGUACGACUAAAUCUCCUGCAUCCGGGCGCGUCUGCGGUAGGGACUGUCACCUCAAAGAAUCACGCAGCUCAUUGGACGAGCUUGUGGAGAACGCCAACUCAUAAACCAUGACCGACCACCACGUUCAACCGUUGUUGUUACAUGUAGUAGCACCGACGGCGGAUUGUACUGUAAUUGUGGGCGUGGUGUCGACUAGAUAUCGACAGACUGCUGCUGUCGUCACCUUCUCCACGUAAGCAAUGCCAGCUGAAGUAAUUGCUUCCAAGUCCUCACGUGCAUCGUGUAUCUUCACGUACGUGCACACGGCAACGUAUAAUAUAUGCCUGAAAUACACCCCCCCCCUCCAAGUGCCCCCCCCCCGGUGNCUAGACUUCAGUGGGUUGGCGCUGUUGGCAAAGCGCUGUAAAACACGCCACCCCAAAUAUAGCCCCCAUAGUAUGCGCUACCAAAGACGCGUGACGCAUGGAUGCGUGGAGUGAGGAUUACUUACGGAAACCUCACAGGUUGAGUGAUGUGGGAGAUUGCCAGACACAUAGACGGGUUGCGUGGGGAUAAAUGCUGGAACCCCACGGGUUGGGUGAUGUUGGAGUGCCGGACACAUAGACGCGUUGAAUGAGGAUAGACAUAUAUUGAACCUCACAGGUUAUUUGUAUUGGAGAUUGCGAGACACCUAGACGUGUUGAGUGAGGAUAGAUGCAUUAUGAAACCUCACAGAUGCAUUGGUUUUUGCCAGACACAUAGACGCGCUGAGUGG
Ectocarpus sp. CCAP 1310/34 is the source of this 1269-nucleotide messenger RNA. NCBI's taxonomy places the organism in Eukaryota, Phaeophyceae, Ectocarpales, Ectocarpaceae. The record is from the annotation of a GenBank genome assembly.